CGCCGAGCAGCAACAGGAGCCCGAGUGCCGCCGAGCAGCAACAGGAGCCCGUGCGCCGUGGGGCGCGGCGGCGGCGGCGCGGUGCGCGGUUACUGACAGGCACCAGCUGCCGCGCCGCCCGGACGCGCUAUGUGGCCGCUCCGAGCGAGGGGCAGAUUCCAGACUAAUCCCGGAGGGCUGGCCCAGCCCGAGCUGCCCGGGCGGCGGGGGAGCGAUGACCGCUCGCGUUAGCCCAAGUUGAAGGCCGCCCCGGCUGCGCGCUCGGGAGCCCGGGAGGCCGCGCUCCUCGGAACACUGGGGAGGGAGGAACAUGAACUGAGGAGGAACCAUGUACGGGAAUUAUUCGCACUUCAUGAAGUUUCCCACGGGCUUUGGCGGCUCCCCCGGCCACUCCGGCUCCACGUCCAUGAGCCCGUCGGCAGCCUUGUCCACUGGGAAGCCCAUGGACAGCCACCCCAGCUACACGGACACACCAGUGAGUGCCCCGCGGACUCUGAGUGCAGUGGGGCCCCCCCUCAAUGCCCUGGGCUCUCCAUAUCGAGUCAUCACGUCUGCCAUGGGCCCGCCCUCGGGAGCCCUGGCAGCACCUCCAGGAAUCAACCUGGUCGCCCCGCCCAGCUCCCAGCUAAAUGUGGUCAACAGUGUCAGCAUUUCAGAGGACAUCAAGCCCUUGCCAGGGCUUCCUGGGAUUGGAAACAUGAACUACCCAUCAGCCAGCCCUGGCUCUCUGGUUAAACACAUCUGUGCAAUCUGUGGGGAUAGGUCCUCAGGAAAGCACUACGGUGUGUACAGUUGUGAAGGCUGCAAAGGGUUCUUCAAGAGAACCAUAAGGAAAGACCUCAUGUACACGUGUCGCGAUAAUAAAGACUGCCUCAUUGACAAGCGCCAGAGGAACCGCUGCCAGUACUGCCGCUACCAGAAGUGCCUGGUGAUGGGCAUGAAGAGGGAAGCUGUGCAAGAAGAAAGGCAGAGGAGCCGGGAGCGGGCCGAGAGUGAGGCAGACUGUGCCAACAGUGGCCAUGAAGAUAUGCCUGUGGAGAGGAUUCUAGAAGCGGAGCUUGCUGUUGAGCCAAAGACAGAAUCCUAUGGUGAUAUGAACUUGGAGAACUCGACAAAUGACCCUGUCACCAACAUAUGCCAUGCUGCUGAUAAGCAGCUCUUCACUCUUGUUGAAUGGGCCAAGCGCAUUCCCCACUUCUCUGACCUCACCUUGGAGGACCAGGUCAUCCUGCUCCGGGCAGGGUGGAAUGAAUUGCUAAUUGCCUCCUUCUCCCACCGCUCGGUCUCUGUCCAGGAUGGCAUUCUUCUGGCCACGGGUUUACACGUCCACCGGAGCAGUGCCCACAGCGCUGGGGUUGGCUCCAUCUUUGACAGAGUCCUGACUGAGCUGGUCUCCAAAAUGAAAGACAUGCAGAUGGACAAGUCGGAGCUGGGGUGCCUGCGAGCCAUUGUGCUGUUUAACCCAGAUGCCAAGGGGCUGUCCAACCCCUCGGAGGUGGAGACCCUGCGAGAGAAGGUUUACGCCACCCUUGAGGCCUACACCAAGCAGAAGUAUCCAGAACAACCUGGCAGGUUCGCCAAGCUGCUGCUGCGCCUCCCGGCCCUGCGCUCCAUCGGCCUCAAGUGCCUGGAGCACCUCUUCUUCUUCAAGCUCAUCGGAGACACGCCCAUCGACACCUUCCUCAUGGAGAUGUUGGAGACCCCGCUGCAGAUCACCUGACCGCCCCCGGCCGCAGCCGCCCCACCCGGGACCACCCCUGGGCAGGUGUGUGUGACCCCCACCCCGCACACGUUCCUCCCCCCACCCCUUCCUGUUCCGCACACGUGAUGCUUACAAUAAAGAAACCUUUCUACAUG
Molecule: messenger RNA, 1857 nt
Organism: Canis lupus familiaris (dog)
Lineage: Eukaryota; Metazoa; Chordata; Mammalia; Carnivora; Canidae
Gene: RXRG
Product: retinoid X receptor gamma
Exons: 10
Coding region: 329-1720 (463 amino acids)
Biological process (GO): anatomical structure development; response to retinoic acid; positive regulation of transcription by RNA polymerase II
Cellular component (GO): nucleus; RNA polymerase II transcription regulator complex
Molecular function (GO): zinc ion binding; nuclear receptor activity; nuclear steroid receptor activity
Source: RefSeq, a predicted model, not a curated record